UGUUUUUUUUUUUUAUAUUUUAUUCUGGGGCCUUUUUGACCUUUUGGCCUUUCAUCCCGUCCGACUUUAUUUCUCCCCCAUUCCCUUUUUUCGCUUGUUCAGCGCACCACCUUUGCGAUGGUUCUCACAGCUGAAGAAGCUGCUCCCGUCGCGCGCGGCGGGGCUUCCCUUAUCCUCGCAUGGAGUAUUGCUGGAAGGAAUGUGCUAGUGGUUGGUGGAAACGAUGUAGCCGCUCAACGAGCUUUUUUCGCCCUUGAAGCAGACGCAUAUGUCACUCUCGUCGCACCAGAGAGCAGCUUGUCUGGGUCUUUGCGGGCUCGCGUCAAUAGAGGAGAAUUGACCUGGUUUAACCGAGAUUUCGUAGAGAGGGAUUUGGAGGGGAAGUCUAUGGUGUUGGUAGCAUGGGAGAAUGCACAGGGGUCGAGACACGUUGCCGCUCUUUCAAAACAAAGGAAGGUUCCCGUUAACGUAGCCGACGCCCCAGAGGUAUCGGACUUUUGGUUCAUGUCAACAUACCGUGAUCAUGCCCUACAGGUUGCCGUUUCAACAAACGGCAAUGGACCACAUCUCGCUGGCAAGCUUAGACGUUACGUCGCGAACUCGCUUCCACCAAAUGCUGGACUUGCAAUUCAGCGUCUCAGUGUGUUGCGACAGCGUCUGCGGGCCGCGGAUCCUUCAGCCGCCGCGCGUCGUAUGAGCUUUAUCACUCGCAUCUCCGAGACCUGGCCAUUUGAUAAACUUGCGGAGCUCACGAAUGAGGAAAUUGAGCGAAUUGCAAAGAUCUAUGAAGAAGGCGGUGAACAGGUAGCUCCCUACAAAGUUCGCAGCGGUGUUCUACGCUUUGUCAGUGCGGGAACGGGUGAUGUAGAGUUGUUGACGAGAGCAGCAUACAAUGCCAUCAACUCCGCUGAUGUCGUUGUAGCUGACCCUGACGUGUCCCAAGAUAUCCUUGAAGUUGUAACCGGUCAGCUUAUCGUAUUGACGCCAACCAACAAACGCUCGGCUUUGGAGGCACAAUUGGAGGAAGUUGCAUUGAUUUCCCUCAAGCGCGGAAAUGACGUUGUACGCUUGGUGUCUGGUGAUGCACUCGUGUUCGGUGGGGCAGCAGACGAAGUUGGCUUUUUCCGUCGAAAUGGUUUCGAAGCGCAAAUCAUGCCUGGGAUGUCGUCUGCAUUUGCCGUGCCAUCUCUUACCGGAAUAUCGCUGACAGCUGAGGGAGUUGCUGAUAACAUUGUAUUGGUGAAAUCGGGAUCGCAUGCGUACCCAACCUACCGUAGCUCAGCAACGGUUGUAGCCUCAGUGGACACAGCGCAUCUGCAGAAUGUAGCAGCGGUGCUGUUGCAGAAUGGUUAUCCAGAAGACCUUCCUGUUGCCGUUGCCCAGGGGAAUUCGACCCUGAAGGCUACUGUUUCCACGAUCGCCGCACUAGCGCGGAAAGCAAACUUCGUCGGUUUGGCAACUUUGAUUAUUGGGCGGGUGGUCCAGCUCGAUAGAGCACAACCUUUGCAGCACGUCGCCAAAACUUCCCAGGUCACGUCAGUUCCUGUGUCGCGGCCUAGCACCGAGGCCAAACCGUUCUCUGCGUACUCUGCUAUCACCGAGAAAAAAGCCGUAGCGUCCGAACGCAUUGGAACUGUCAAAUGCAUUAAUGGCCACACAGCCGCAUCUCAUGUGGCGUACGGCUUGACCGACCUAUCAUUCAUCUACCCUGUUGCGACGUCGGGAUACGUUGGUGAAGAGAUGAUAACUUGGGCUGAUCACGCCGUCGCAAAUGCAUAUGGACAAUCGCACAAGGUGGCCACGAUGAGCACGCGUUCUGGAGCAGCGAGCGCGGUUCACGGAGCAAUCUCUACUGGUGCAAAGGUCACAGCGGUUGUUUCCUCUGAAGCUCUUCCAUUGAUGAUUCCCUCCAUGUAUCAAAUUGCCCACGCACGUCAACCAGUCGUAUUUCACGUUGCUGCCCAAAGUAUCACGAACGAGUUCUCUGUUAUCACGGAUUACUCCAACAUCAUCGCUGCCUCCUACACUGGAUUUGGUCUCUUGAACUCUGCAAGCGUUCAAGAAGCUCAUGAUCUCGCCAUCGUUGCUCAUGUUGCGGCAGACUCGGCCAAAACGCCAAUUCUACACUUCUUCGAUGGUGCCCGGAUUGCGAGGGAAACUGUGAAGGCUAAGGUCAUUGAAUACAAGGACCUUGAACAUGUUGCACAAGUGCCUGCAGACAGUCGGGACCUUGUGCAUGCUGUGGAGGACGCAAUGAACAAACUCGAACACGCUUUUGGUCGUCGAUACAAGCUCUUUGAAUACAGCGGAGCUCCCGAUGCUGAGACCGUAGUUGUCACGAUGGGUCCGGCUGCGGCACUCGCUCAGGAGGCUGCCACACGCUUGAAUCACCAGGGUGCUAAAGUGGGUGUUCUUAACAUCCGCUUGCUCCGUCCAUGGUCUGCCGUACACUUCGUCAACGCCCUUCCCAAGAGUGUCAAGAGAUUGGCGGUCAUCGAUCAAUCUGGCAAAGCCGGAAGUGGACAUGGGCCCUUGUUCCUCGAUGUCACAGCUUGCUUCUACACAGGUCAUUGGUCAGGCCGUAUACCUGCGAUCAUCAACGGGCACUUCGCUGCUGGCAUUCAGAAUUUCCAUCCCGCAGCUGUCGAAGAACUCUUUCGGAACGCAGCGUCCCCCAACCCAAUCUUUGACUUUGUCCUUGAAAGCAAGACAGUGGAGCCUGAGGCAGAUGCACGUUAUGUUGCAGAAGGUGUUUCUCAAGCGGUAUUUUGGGAUCUUCAGGAGUCGCACACCUCAGCAGUUAGCACCGAGAUUGUUGCCGAUAUGGAGCAUGGCCCUCAGGUGGCGGUUCAGAGUUACACCGCCCAUGAUGAUACUCAGAUUGAUCCUGCUAGCGUCACUUAUCUUCGUUAUGGCACUUCGAAUGUCACGGCGCCCCAUCUCAUUCACUCGGCAGACUAUGCUGCUGUCCAUGAUUUGUCGCUGCUUCAACGUUAUAACGUCGCCCAGAGCGUGAAGCAUGGUGGCUCCCUAGUCUUGAACACUCACCUCGCCGGCGAUGAUCUAGCCAAAGAAGUUCCGGAUGUGAUCAAAAGUGAGAUUUCUCGACGCAAGAUUGACGUGCUAACUGUCGACGCCAACGGCAUCGCCAAGGAUUUCACGCUAUUCAAGGGUGUUCACACCGAGUAUGUGAAGUUGAUUCUCCAGGCGGUCUUCCUGAAGGUUGCUCCGGGUAUCGACUUCCCUGCUACUCUCAGGCGUUUGGGUGAGCACGUCACUCAGUCAGAGACGGAUCGCAGUGUUAUCGUGACGAAGCUCGGUGCCAUCCAGCGGGCAUUGAGCAAGAUUCAGCACGUCACCCUGAAAAAUAUUCCGACCCCUGAGGCGAAGGCUUCCCUUCCCAACCUGGUCGCUAACUCUCUACCAUUUGCAAAAUUGCCCCUGGUCGAAGAAGAGGAGGAAACUACGGCGCGUGUUGUUAAAAGCCAUGCCGCCAUUUGGCCCGUCAUCUUUCCUGAAGCUUACAAGGUGGAGAAGAAACUCCGUCCGGAUAUCGAAGGUGCCUAUCAAAUCAAGGUGACAGAGAAUCGUCGUGUCACCCCUGAUACCUACGACAGGAAUGUUUUCCACAUUGAAAUGGAUAUCAAGGGGACUGGGCUCAAGUAUGCCAUUGGAGAAGCCUUGGGAGUUCAUGGACAUAAUGAUGUUGCUGAAGUGGAACGUUUCCUUAAAUUUUAUGGUGUCAACCCUCUGGACGUUGUGUACGUUGACCGCAAGACGGCUGACGGUGAAAGCACAUCGGAAGUUCGCACCAUUGCGCAAAUGUUCACGCAGGUUUUGGACGUUUUUGGUAAGCCUGGUCGAAAAUUCUACCAGGCAAUGCUAGGAUACACCAAAGACCCUAAGCAACACGAGGAGAUUCACAAUCUUCUUUCGGAUGCGGACGCCAUGCAGAAGUUUACGGACAAUGAAACGCCCACCUACGCCGACUUGUUAGUCAAAUUUGACUCCUGCCACCCACCUGUUGAAGACCUUGUGAAUCUUAUUCCCGCUAUCAAACCACGUCACUACUCGAUCUCGUCCGCGCAAAGCAUGCACCCUGACAGUGUACACCUUCUAGUUGUUCUCGUUGACUGGCGUACCAAGUCCGGCAAAGAGCGAUUCGGUCAAUGUACCCGGUACCUUGUCGAUGCAGCCAUUGGACAAACCCUUACAGUCACCAUCAAGCCAUCCGUUAUGAAGCUUCCUCCAUCACUCACCCAACCCGUGAUCAUGUCGGGUCUCGGAACGGGUAUGGCGCCCUUCCGUGCUUUCAUUGAAGAACGUGCCUACUGGAAGGCGCAGGGCAAGAAAGUUGGUCCAAUGGUCCUCUACUUUGGAUCGCGCCACCGUGCAAUGGAAUAUCUGUACGGCGAGGAAAUGGAAGCCUAUCACGCGGAUGGGCUUUUGACAUACUUGCGUCUCGCUUUCUCUCGUGACCAGAAACAAAAGGUGUACAUUCAGCACAAGAUUACAGAGGACACUGAGUUGCUCGGUCGAUUGAUGUUGAAGGAAAAGGGUGCUUUCUACCUUUGUGGACCUACUUGGCCCGUGCCGGACGUGAGAGAUGCGCUUGUGAAGGCGUUUGAGAGUGAGAUGACCAAGGCUGAGGCGACGGAAUUAUUGGAGGCGUUGAAGGAAGAGGAGCGAUACAUCCUUGAAGUAUAUUAGUUGUGUGGACAUAUUUAGUGUGGCCGACCACCGUUGUUCUCUGUUUGAAUUAUAGAAUUACCCUGCCUACGCUGAUGUUUAUUUAUCAAUAAAAUGAAUUGAUCCCUCUUA
Molecule: messenger RNA, 4821 nt
Organism: Spizellomyces punctatus DAOM BR117
Lineage: Eukaryota; Fungi; Chytridiomycota; Chytridiomycetes; Spizellomycetales; Spizellomycetaceae
Product: siroheme synthase domain-containing protein
Exons: 2
Coding region: 118-4710 (1530 amino acids)
Biological process (GO): siroheme biosynthetic process
Cellular component (GO): cytosol
Molecular function (GO): methyltransferase activity; flavin adenine dinucleotide binding; oxidoreductase activity, acting on the aldehyde or oxo group of donors
Source: RefSeq, a predicted model, not a curated record